This is a messenger RNA of Acanthochromis polyacanthus (spiny chromis), 2156 nucleotides long. RefSeq names its product pyruvate dehydrogenase complex component X (gene pdhx). The record is from RefSeq and is a predicted model, not a curated record. Bases 30 to 1514 code for a protein of 494 amino acids. The transcript is spliced from 11 exons. Gene Ontology annotation, molecular function: acyltransferase activity. Gene Ontology annotation, cellular component: mitochondrion; pyruvate dehydrogenase complex. Lineage: Eukaryota; Metazoa; Chordata; Actinopteri; Pomacentridae. Gene Ontology annotation, biological process: pyruvate decarboxylation to acetyl-CoA.
GGCACGUCUCGCCAACGGAGGACGACAACAUGGCGGCCUCCUUGCGUCUGGGUCGUCAAGGAAUUUAUUUUGGCCUCAGGUUGUCAAAAUUUAACAAAUGUUUAUGGGCCACACACCCUUUACAGGACCGGGUCAGACACUUCUUUCAGUCGCCAUGGAUGUUCGGUGUCAGCCCACUCAAAGUGGAAAUGCCAGCUCUCUCCCCCACCAUGGAGGAGGGAAGCAUCGUCAAAUGGCUGAAGAAGGAAGGUGAGGCAGUGGCAGCAGGCGAUGCCCUUUGUGAGAUUGAGACCGAUAAGGCGGUGGUUACCAUGGAAUCUAAUGACGAUGGUGUCUUGGCAAAGAUACUGAUGGAAGAGGGUAGUCGCAACGUACGCCUUGGCACUCUCAUUGCCCUCAUGGUGGAGGAAGGGCAGGACUGGAAGCAGGUCGAGAUCCCCGCUCCAGAUGCUGCAGCUCCAUCUGCAGCUCCACCUGCUACACAUGCAGCCGUUACCCCAGUUGUGGCCCCUGCUGCUCCCUCUGCUCCUCCUCCACCAAAACCAGUCACAUCAGGACCGUUACGUCUGAGUCCAGCAGCAAGACACAUUCUGGACACCCAUGGUUUAAACCCAAAACUGGCUACACCCACUGGACCAAGAGGACUAAUCACUAAGGAAGAUGCACUGAAUCUUUUGAAGACAUCUCCUACCCCCAAAGCGAUGCCAGCCGCAGUUGCACCGGCUGCCCCGAGUCCUGUCCCCACCCCGGCAGCUACACCUCCUCCUCCCCCAGGCAGCAGACCCAACAUACCUCCUCUCUCUGUACCAGGGAAACCAGGAGCACCGGGAACGUUCACAGAGGUCCCUGCCUCAAAUGUCCGCCGUGUGAUUGCUCAAAGACUAACCCAAUCGAAGACGACCAUCCCCCAUGCGUAUGCUUCUAUUGACUGUGACAUGGCUGCUGUCAUGCAGCUGCGAAAGCAUCUGGCCAAAGAACAAAUCAAAGUGUCUGUAAAUGAUUUCAUCAUCAAGGCAGCUGCUGUUACACUUAAAGAAAUGCCAGAAGUGAAUGUGACCUGGUCUGGUGACGGACCUCAAGCACUCGAUUCAAUCCAUAUCUCAAUUGCUGUUGCAACUGACAGAGGCCUCAUUACUCCAAUCAUUAAGGAUGCUGCAAACAAAGGAGUCCAGGAAAUCUCAGCAAAUGCUAAGGCAUUGGCCCAGAAGGCUCGAGAUGGGAAACUUCUACCAGAGGAGUACCAGGGAGGCUCAUUCAGUAUAUCUAACCUCGGGAUGUUCGGAAUCAGCGGCUUCAGCGCCGUGAUCAACCCUCCUCAGGCGUGUAUCCUGGCUGUCGGGUCCUCCAGGGCCGAGCUGCGACUGUGCGAGGAGGACCAGACCCUGCGCACUCAGCAGCUGAUGACAGUUACGCUGUCCAGUGAUGGACGGCUAGUGGAUGACGAAUUAGCCUCACGGUUUCUUGAUAAACUCCGUGCCAACUUAGAACAGCCGCAGCGCAUGGCCCUAGCCUGAGAAACCGAGGUUUGAUCUGUGAAAAUGAUUUGAAUGAUAAAGCAAGGAACGCCUCCAUGACAAAGCCCGGCUCGUGCUUUCACAAGAGCGAGCCCUUAAAUAGCUUAUUACCAUUCAUGCCUAGAUUAAGGCUUACAAACUAGCGUUGUACAUAAUGUAAAAUUCGAUUUAUGGCGUGCUUCUGACAGAUAAUCACCAGGCUUUGUGAUGGAGGACUUAAAAGGACUUCUGUCAGAGCAGUAGAGGAUUCUAGCAGUGGUGCCAAAUAUCACCAAGACAGAAGCUGCAUAACAAAGUGUGUCUUGUAUACUGUAAAUUGGGUGGUCGGUCUACCACACUAGUGUUGUGUAUAUAUACAGUCCUUAUUCCAGUUCAAGUUGAUUAUUUUUCAGUCCCCUUACUGUCACACAUGCAAAUUAUUCUAUACAACUAUUUAUUCCUCAUUUCCAUCCAUGGCAAUUCAGUUUUCAGUUAAUAAUUUUCUGUUGUUGAAAAUCUAGUCAUUAAUUGCUCAUGUCAAUAUGUUUUAACUUAUUUUAAAUGGACAUCACUAAGACACAAACCUGCAAAUCCAUCUGUAUACAAAGUAAACUUAGAAUUCGGUGUCUUCAGAUGCCAAUAAAACCCACUGCUCAACCUUCA